AUGUCCUCAGCGACCUCCGGCACCUCCUUGCCCAGCGGCCUGAGGGUCCUGCUGACCUUCCCAGAUGCACUCUUCAUCCCUGAGCUGGUCUUUGGGGGCCUUGUCUGGAUCCUGGUGGCCUCCUCGAGGGUCCAGUCACCCAUGCUGCAAGGCUGGGUGAUGUUUGUCUCUGUCUUCUGCUUCGUCAUGACCGGCACCCUCCUGUGCCUCUACAUCGCCGGGGCGCACGGAGGCAGCAGCUCCUGGGUCACCUUGGAUGCCAUCCUCCAGGCGACUGCAGCUCUGUUCUACCUCAGUGCUGCUGUGCUGGAAGCCUACUUCACCUACAAUGUUGGCUUGGUGGCUCAGAUCCCUGGGUACCUGCUCAUCUACCAGGAGAACAUUGCUGCUGUGGUGUUUGCAUUCCUGGCCACCCUCAUCUACGUGAUCCAUCAAGCGGUGUCCCUCUGGAGAUGGAAAUCUUCCUAAGAGCCUCCCCUUGCAAAACAUCCCUCAUGGACACCCAAGCU
Molecule: messenger RNA, 509 nt
Organism: Indicator indicator
Lineage: Eukaryota; Metazoa; Chordata; Aves; Piciformes; Indicatoridae
Gene: MAL
Product: mal, T cell differentiation protein
Exons: 4
Coding region: 1-468 (155 amino acids)
Biological process (GO): myelination
Cellular component (GO): membrane
Molecular function (GO): structural constituent of myelin sheath
Source: RefSeq, a predicted model, not a curated record